CAUCCCUUUUGUCCUCGGCUUCACCGCAGAGUAAGAAACCUCGAGACUGGACGGCGUGAGAUAGGUGAAGACAGGCGCGUUCGCCGGAUCGGAGAGGAGCAAUGGCUACCGUCAUGCAAAAGAUCAAGGACAUCGAAGACGAGAUGGCAAGGACGCAGAAGAAUAAAGCAACAGCUCACCAUCUUGGCCUGCUGAAGGCAAAACUUGCAAAGCUACGGCGGGAGCUUUUGGCUCCUUCUUCCAAAGGUGCUGGUGGUGCUGGUGAAGGCUUUGAUGUUACUAAAAGUGGAGAUGCACGGGUUGGUCUAGUGGGAUUUCCCUCUGUUGGAAAAUCAACACUAUUAAAUAAAUUAACCGGAACUUUCUCAGAGGUUGCUUCAUAUGAGUUUACAACUUUGACCUGUAUUCCUGGUGUCAUCAUGUACAGAGGUGCUAAACUUCAGUUACUGGAUCUACCAGGGAUCAUUGAGGGUGCAAAGGAUGGAAAGGGUAGAGGAAGGCAGGUUAUCAGUACAGCUAGGACAUGCAAUUGUAUCUUGAUUGUUCUUGAUGCUAUCAAACCAAUAACUCAUAAGCGGCUUAUCGAAAAGGAACUUGAGGGAUUUGGCAUAAGGUUGAAUAAGGAACCCCCAAAUCUAACAUUCCGAAAGAAAGACAAAGGUGGCAUCAACUUUACCUCCACAGUUACAAAUACACAGUUGGACCUUGAAACAGUUAAGGCGAUAUGCAGCGAGUACAGGAUACAUAAUGCUGAUGUUUCCCUGAGAUACGAUGCAACGGCAGAUGAUCUCAUUGAUGUAAUUGAAGGAAGCAGAGUUUACAUUCCAUGCAUCUAUGUAGUGAACAAGAUAGACCAGAUAACAUUGGAAGAAUUAGAAAUCCUAGACAAACUUCCACACUACUGUCCGGUCAGUGCUCACCUAGAAUGGAACCUCGACGGCCUUCUAGAAAAGAUAUGGGAGUAUCUUGAUCUUGUUCGGAUCUACACAAAACCAAAGGGCUUGAACCCAGAUUAUGAGGACCCUGUGAUUCUGUCUUCCAAGAGGAGAACCAUAGAAGAUUUUUGUAAUCGGAUUCAUAAAGACAUGCUGAAACAAUUUAAAUACGCACUGGUUUGGGGCUCGAGUGUGAAGCAUAAGCCGCAAAGAGUGGGCAAGGAACAUGAACUUGAGGACGAGGAUGUGGUUCAGAUCAUCAAGAAAGUGUAGACAAGCGAAGCAUUUCUGUCGCAGUUAAACCGAUCAUCGAUGGUAGAUUAAAAAAGGCAGAAGCUGGACUAGAACUUGAGUUAGAGUUGUAUUAUUUUUGUGAGUCUCUCCAUUGACUAGGAUCAAGCAUGGUUUCGUAGAACUACUUUUGGUAGUGUUUUUGUUUUGUUUUGUUUUUUUUUGACAUAGGGAUUAGAAUUUCAUGUAUGGAAGAGUAUUAUCAAGGUUUAAUUAACUGUUUUACCAUUUAAAUUA
Messenger RNA from Zingiber officinale, 1463 nucleotides. RefSeq names its product developmentally-regulated G-protein 3-like. The record is from RefSeq and is a predicted model, not a curated record. NCBI's taxonomy places the organism in Eukaryota, Viridiplantae, Streptophyta, Magnoliopsida, Zingiberales, Zingiberaceae. Gene Ontology annotation, molecular function: GTPase activity; GTP binding. Gene Ontology annotation, biological process: cytoplasmic translation. The transcript has 10 exons. The coding region runs from base 102 to 1208 and encodes 368 amino acids. Gene Ontology annotation, cellular component: cytoplasm.